Cuscuta epithymum is the source of this 1997-nucleotide messenger RNA. NCBI's taxonomy places the organism in Eukaryota, Viridiplantae, Streptophyta, Magnoliopsida, Solanales, Convolvulaceae. The record is from the annotation of a GenBank genome assembly.
CGAUCGUUGGCCUGACAUUCCAACUCAGCAAUCACCUUCACCCAAACCGAAAACCUUUCCAGAUCACAAGUUUCAGAGGUUUGGCAAUCCGCAAGCUUUCCAUCAAUCAUUCAAUCCUCCAACACACCCGAGAGAAAUCAGUAGUCGCCAUUGCUCAUAAUCGGAUCUGGAUUUCAUGAUAUGGAGGCGGUCAAUGCACUGAAGUUGACUCCACUCUCCAUUCAUUCUGAGACCAGAAGGAUCAAACCCAGAAAAAUCCAACUUUUCCCUGUGAAGAGCCUCUCUUCUUCAAGUUCCGCAAAGGGUUUAUCCAGAAACGCUAAAGCGACUCUCUUUCUGCUGUCUUCUAUACUGAACUCCGCCUCAGCUAAAGCACUGACGUACGAGGAAGCACUUGACCAGUCAAUGAACAGCGUCGGCGCUGACUUCGAUGCAAGUGGGGUUGUGGAAACAGUGACCAGAUUCGCCAGUGACAAUCCGGUGUUUCUCGCCGGCGGCGCCGCAAUCUUGGCGGUCCCACUCAUAGUAUCACAGAUGCUGACCAAGCCUAAGCCAUGGGGGGUCACGUCAGCAAAGUAUGCUUAUGCUAAAAUGGCUGACGAUGCCAGUGCGCAGUUGCUGGACAUAAGACCGCCGCGUGAGCUGAGGGAGGUGGGGGGGCCGGAUAUCACGGCGAUGAAGAAGAAGCCGGUGACUGUCAGCUAUAACGGCGAGGACAAGAACCGUUUUUUGAAGAAGCUGUCUUUGAAGUUCAAGGAGCCUGAGAACACCACCUUAUUCGUUCUGGACAAAUUUGAUGUAAGCUCGGAACUGGUUGCUGAGCUAGUGACAGAAAAUGGGUUUAAAGCUGCAUAUGCAAUUAAAGAUGGAGCGGAAGGACCCCAAGGAUGGAUGAACAGUGGUCUCCCAUGGAUACUUCCUAAGAAAACAUUAAGCCUUGAUCUCAUCAGUAACUUUACUGAUGCAUUUGGUGAUGUUCUUGGGGAAGGCGCUGAUGGAGUGACAGCAGGCCUUGGAGUUGCAGCAGCAGCAGCUGGAUUAGGAGUAUUGGCUUUUACAGAGGUAGAAACAAUUCUUCAACUGCUUGGUUCUGCUGCAAUCAUUCAAGUUUUCAGCAAGAAACUCCUGUUCGCAGAGGACAGAAAGCUAACGCUUCAACAAGUAGAUGAGUUCUUAAACACCAAGAUAGCUCCCAAAGAGCUUGUAGAUGAGAUUAAGCAAAUAGGGAAGGCACUUCUACCAACACCAGUAAGUACUAGCAAGGCUCUACCCAGCCCUUCUGCAGAGGAAUCAUCACUUCCAGAGGCUAAUGACAUUAGACCCAAAGAUGCAGAGGCAUCGUUACUGCCGACUCCAGUGUUCAAUUCAGUCCUUAGAGCAGACGCACCUACUCCAACUCCAAAACCACUUUCUCCAUAUCCAAACUACCCGGAUUACAAGCCUCCAUCCUCACCAAUGCCUUCACAGCCAUAGAUUGAGUUGUGCAUGGUUGCAAUCUUGCAGAUGACAAGAGUAGUUUGUUGUUGUUCCAUGAACUAUCUAAGCAAGCUAUUUUCUUGCUUGUCGAGUCGCCAUUUGAUGGAUAGAAAGACGCGUUUCAGAGCAUGUAAGCAGGUGUAAAAGGAAGGAAUGAAAAUUCAUUCAAAUCCAACUAGAUGAUGUCUGAUGUGUGACAUCAUCAUGUACAUGUGUGAAUUAAUGUGGUAACACGAAAUUAUAGUAAAAUAAUUUUGUCAUGAUCCUGCAAAUAAGCAAUGAAGCAACUCAAGUUUAUUUACAAUUGUUAUUUUGCUUUAGUCAAUACUCAAUAUUAUUAUAAUCUUUUAAUUUGAUCAUCUUUUUCAAAUCAUUUUUGCGCGCAGCCUUUUGGCAUGGCCUUAAAUGACAGAAUUUGUUAAAGUUGAAAACUUGAAAUUGUGGGGGAUUAGAGUGUACCGACCAAAUCCCUGUCAUGAUUAUUACAUGUACGUGUGCAAGGAGUUUGACGUAGUCAGGAG